UUUGUUUUGAUUUUUUUAAAGCUCAAACCUCUUGAUAAAAAUGAUAAAAUGACUUAUGUUUCUCGCGUCAACCAAUUGGAUGCCCUUCAACUCGACAAAGCCAUCGACGAGAUCCUUCUGAAGCAACAACUGAAAAUCUGCAGCGGAUUAGAUAACAAAUUAGCGCCUUAUCAGCGUCACUUGGAGUUUAUCACAAGCAGCGCCCUUUGGUAUUAUUGCUUCAAAAAAUUCCAUGCAACCGCAGGACAACAACUUCUCUCCUUGGAAUACGAUCAAAAGCAGUUCGGGACAAAAACUUACCUCGCUCAUUACUUGCUGACAGUUUUCAUUCCAAAACUGCACAAAUUCAAGGUCGAAACGACGGGCAUUGGAACAGAAAGUCGCACCGAAAAGUUGCUUUAUUGGACUGAAAAUUGCUAUUUAUUCUUCAAAUUGUGGAUUUUCUUCCGUUUUUGCCAAGAUGGGAAACGACCGACAGUGACAGACAAUCUUUGUGGCAUCGAUUUGAGCAGCAAAGACAUAAGAAGGACAAUUUCUUAUGGAUACAUGAACCGCGAAUUGCUUUGGAAUGGAUUUUUUGAAUUUCUCUUGCAUGCAUUGCCAAUGAUCAACUUUCAUGUCAUCAAAAAUACCUUCAGAAAAUUCAUGUGGCGCGGAAAAGUCAAUGAAACAGAGGAAAUUGAGCCCGAAUUCGACGUUGAUACGGUUUGUGUGUAUUGCGAAGAGCGUCCUUCGUUGCCUCAUCACUUUGGAUGCGGGCAUAUUUAUUGUUAUUAUUGCGUUGCGGGCAAUAAAUUGACUGAUAAUGGGUUUUGUUGCGUCAAAUGUGGUCGAAGUGCAAUAAAUAUCAGAGCUUUAUGAG
This is a messenger RNA of Culicoides brevitarsis, 862 nucleotides long. RefSeq names its product peroxisome biogenesis factor 2 (gene Pex2). Gene Ontology annotation, molecular function: zinc ion binding. Lineage: Eukaryota; Metazoa; Arthropoda; Insecta; Diptera; Ceratopogonidae. Gene Ontology annotation, biological process: protein import into peroxisome matrix. Bases 49 to 861 code for a protein of 270 amino acids. The transcript has a single exon. Gene Ontology annotation, cellular component: peroxisomal membrane. The record is from RefSeq and is a predicted model, not a curated record.